AUGAACAAGGAAAAGAGUUAUAGUCAUAUUAUUGCUGGUGGUGUAUCGGGAGUUGCUGCUUCACUUGUUACCCAACCUUUGGACGUAUUAAAAACGAACUUGAUUGGUGCUAGAGAAAAAUUGAAGGUCUCUGAUAUAAAUGCUAAGGGAAAACUUCAAGGAUCAAUUUCCUUCAUCAAAUCAAUUUACAAUAAGGAGGUAAGUCUAUUCCGAACAUUUUUCAAUAUUGAAAAUAUGAAGGGUAUAGUAGGAUUAUGGAGAGGAACAAUUCCUACAUUUUGGAGAUAUUUACCAGGAGGUGCAAUGUAUUUUGGAUCAAUUCACUUCCUUAGAAAUGGUCCACUGAAUAAGAAUAAUGGUUUUCCUCAAACUGUCAAUGAUUUCUUAAUUGGUGCCAUUUCUAAGAGUUCUGCCACCAUUGCUACAAUGCCAAUACUGGUUGUUAAAACAAGAUUUGAAAGUAUACAUGCUAUGGAAAGUACAAAAUCAAGAGGAUUAAUAAGUACAAUUACAGAAAUUCACAAACAACAAGGGAUGAGAGGAUUAUUUACUGGUGUAGUACCAACACUGAUUAGAGAUAUACCUUAUAGUGGACUUUUCUAUGUAUUCUAUAGACAAACCAAUGAUUUUUUAACAUGGUUCAAAUUGGGAUCUACUGAUUCUAAUCAAUUAAUUAGUAUUGCAGCUGUUAGUUCAGUCAUUGCUGGAGCAACUGCUACCUUAAUUACACAUCCAUUCGAUUUAGUUCGUACUAGAAUGCAAUUACCAAACCAAGGAGGAUAUAAUGGAUUUAUGGAUGCAUUAAUAACAAUUCCAAAAGAAGAAGGAUUGAGAACACUCUUCUUUAGAGGAAUAAUUCCAAAAAUUCUGAAAAGAGGUUUAGCCCACGCUAUUUCAUGGUCUCUGUAUGAAUCGACAGUCAAAGUUGCCACCCAAUAA
This is a messenger RNA of Naegleria gruberi, 939 nucleotides long. RefSeq lists its product as uncharacterized. Gene Ontology annotation, biological process: glycine import into mitochondrion. Gene Ontology annotation, molecular function: glycine transmembrane transporter activity. Gene Ontology annotation, cellular component: mitochondrion. The record is from RefSeq and is a predicted model, not a curated record. The coding region runs from base 1 to 939 and encodes 312 amino acids. The transcript has a single exon. NCBI's taxonomy places the organism in Eukaryota, Heterolobosea, Eutetramitea, Acrasida, Naegleriidae.